CCCUCUCUCAUUUUUAAACAAUAAUAAACGUCAUUUUUGGUUGUAUGAAGAAAAAUAAUACAGUAAAAAAGAUUUGAAGUCACUGUAUUAAAAAACGAAGUAUUUAAGAAAACAUAAUUAUUAAAAGGAAUAAAAAGCUACAAAAAAUAUUGUUUUAAUAAAUAAUUAAUGAAAAUUUCAACAAACAAAAUGAACAAGUGAAAAUCUUAUUGACGUACAAAAAAUAAGGUAUUGUUUUAUUCUCCCAAAUACUAUUCAGGCAGUAGAGGUGACUGCCACCGAAAAAGCAGCAGUGUAUCAACCAAAACAAAAUAAUAUCUAAUUUAUAACAAAAAAAUAAAGAAAUUUAACUACAAUGAGAUUUGUUCGUGAUCCCUGUGGUGUGGCUUGUCUAAUAAUUACAUAUAUGAUGGUAAUUUAUGCUGAUUAUGUGGUGAUGAGAUGGAUUAUUUUGCAGACAAUGCAUGACAGUAUUUGGGCUCCGUUACAUGUGGUUCUAUUCAAUACUGUCGUUUUCCUAUUGGGCUUAUCUCAUCUUAAGGCGGUUUUAUCAGAUCCGGGAACAGUGCCCUUGCCAGCGAAUCGUCUAGAUUUUUCUGAUUUACAUACGGUGGGAAAAAAUAAUGGUACAGGCAAUGGUCACAAUGAGUGGACAGUAUGCACACGUUGUGAAACUUAUCGACCACCGCGAGCUCAUCAUUGUCGCAUUUGUAAGCGGUGUAUUAGACGAAUGGACCAUCAUUGUCCCUGGAUUAACAAUUGUGUAGGGGAACGAAAUCAAAAAUUUUUCUUGCAAUUUUUGGUAUAUGUUGGCAUGCUGGCGCUAUAUUCGAUUGCAUUAGUUGUUGGAUCUUGGAUAUAUCCGUGUGUGGAAUGUGGAUCGGAUACUUUGGAGUCACAGACAAGAUUAUUACACAGUGUUAUAUUGCUUUUGGAAUCGGCCCUAUUUGGUUUAUUCGUUUUAGCAAUAAUGGUAGAUCAAAUGCACGCCAUAUUGCACGAUGAAACCGCCGUAGAACAGGCUCAACAAAAGGGAUCAUAUAGACCAAAUAGACGUAAAUUUUAUUUAUUAGCUGAUGUAUUUGGUAGAGGUCAUCCCGCUUGUUGGCUGCUGCCUUGUACAAGUUUUUCAUCGUCCUCCUCUACUCUGCGUUACUAUGAUACACCCCUACUGAGUCAUGAUGUUUAAAUUACGAAAAAAAAAUAUAUAUUUAAAGAUAAGAUCUAUUUUUUGUUAUUAACAUUUUCUCAUUAAAAAGUAAUGGUAUUUUAAGUAGAAUUUAUUUUGCAAGCAGAAAUUCUUAUUUAUCUGUAUUUUAUAAUUUUCUUUUGCAUUUAAUGUACUAUUGUGUUGUAAAAUAUACUGCUGAUAAUAUUUAUUUAUUUUUAUUUUAUUUACAUAUUUUAUUUAUGUAUAGUUUCAUUGCAAUUCCCUGCUUGCUUCUAAUUCAUUUAUACAUUUUUGUAUUAUGUGUGUUCAUUAACAAAAAAAUGUUACAAAUUAUCACAAAUUGUUCUUGUUCAAUCAAAUUUCAAAUAUUUUUGAGAAAAUUAGUAACAAUUUUUAGCAACACUGUGUGUAAUUUUUUAAAUCAUGGUUGAAUAACCAUAUACGGACACCACUAUAUUAUAAAAGACCAAAAAUAAGAAGACCCUUCUAGUUUUGCCCAAAGUCAUGCACUUUUUUAGUUAUAGGCCCCCAAAGAUUUGGGGCCUCGGUGUCAUUUUUAAAAAAUGUAAUAAUUUUGUCAGGCUCACAUCUUGCAAAUCCUUCGGAAUUUUUAUUUACUUUCUAAGGGAAUGUUGUUGCUCUUAUCACAAAGAACCAGAAUUGUGAACAUAUAAAGUCAAAAAAUUAUCUUCGUGAUCAGAAUCGCAAAAAUUAUUUUUUUUUAAAUUAUUUGCCUGUGCAAGUUUAAAAGUAGCAAACCGUUUAAAAUUUAAGAAAACAGUUAACUACGAAAAUGUACCUAAAAUCUCAAUUAACAAUUUUUAGAACAUAUGAACUUCCUAGGAAUGAUAAGUAAGUCGUAAAAGUGAAAAGUUUCCUGAAAAAUGUUUCAUUUUGUUUUUCUUUACUUCAACAUUAGGGUCCCGUGGCCCACUUUUUAGGAGGAAUACCUUUGUAACGAAGCGUUUCAAUGAACUACAUACGGAAAAAAUAAAAAAAACAUUUUUUUGAAAAGGUCCUCAGUUCCCUACCUGCGAUUGAAAAUCUUAAUCUCAAUGCAAUAUAUUCAAAAAUCUUUUUCUGCAAUCUUUUGGAAUUGGGUGUCAAAAAAUACGUAAUUUUAAGCAUGCAAUGGGAAAAAAUUAAAAUUGUUGUUAGUGUAUUUCUGGUCCCCAAAAUAACAUUUAUAGUAUUGUAAGGGGCAUACAAAUUUCAAAAAAUUCUGAAAUAAACUAAACCAAAUGCCAAAUAAUUUUUGCAAUAUUUUUCUGUAUGAGCUAAAAAUUACAACAAUUUUGAUACCCAUUUCAAUAAAAAGCAAAAUCAAAACGCCUCUCAAACUCACUAAAAAUCAUUUUGUGGACCAAAAAUAUUCUAUAAUUUUUUAAAAUUAUUUUUCCCGUAAUCAGCUCAAAAUUACAGAUUUUUCGAGACCCAUUUCAAAAAAAUCGAAAAUGUUUUAUUUUUCAAAAUUUAAACUGAGGUCAGGAUUUUUAAUCAAAUUCAGGAAUCUUUUCACUUUUUUGACUUAAAUAUCAUUCCUAAGAAGUUCAUAUGUUCUAGAAAGUUGUUUAUUGAGAUCUUAGGUACACUUUUGUAGUUAACUGUUUUCUUAACAACAACAUUCCCUAAGAGAGUAAAUGAAAAUUCCGAACGGUUUGCAAGAUACGGUUUGAGAAAAUUAUCACUAUUUUCAAAAAUGACACCGAUGCCCCAAAUCUUUGGGGGCCUAUUACUAAAAAAGUGCAUGACUUUAGACAAAACUGGAAGACACGGGUCUUCUUAUUAUUAAUCUUUUAUCAUAUAGUGGUUUCCGUAUAUGGUUAUUUUUUUCGUGUUGCACUGUGUUAUUGAACAAACAUAUUAUUUUAUGUUGUUUAAUUUAAUUCUUUAUUUUGGUCAUUGUAUAUGUAAUUGGAAAUUUAAACAAUUUAAUUAGCCUUAAUUGUAAUUAUAAUUUAAUAUAAUAUUAAACAUAAUCACAUUUUUGAAACAAAUUACAGUUCUUAAUGUAAAAAUGGACUAAAAAACUUUCUCUUUGUAUCUGUAUGAUUAAUUUUAAGUAGAGCCUUUAAAAUUUGAAUUUUUUAAAUAAUUAAUGAUAUUAUAAUUAUUUACUGUGAAAAUGCAUUUAGGUUUUAUUUUUACUGUUUGGUUUAAUCGCGGAGGUAAAAAAUAAAUUAAUUGUUUAAGGUUUGAGGCAUUAAUGAAACAAAAAUGAAAGAACAUCACAAUUUUUAGGACGAUUUUUCGCAACGUGAAUUUAUAAUGUAAAAUUUUAUUAAAAAAUAAAAAUAAAAUAUUAGAGUAAACACAUAUUUUAAUUAUGAUUUAUACUAUUUAGCACAUUUACUCCUAAGACUUAAUAAAAACACAAAAACAAAAGAU
Molecule: messenger RNA, 3559 nt
Organism: Lucilia cuprina (Australian sheep blowfly)
Lineage: Eukaryota; Metazoa; Arthropoda; Insecta; Diptera; Calliphoridae
Gene: Dnz1
Product: palmitoyltransferase ZDHHC3
Exons: 3
Coding region: 356-1189 (277 amino acids)
Biological process (GO): protein targeting to membrane; peptidyl-L-cysteine S-palmitoylation
Cellular component (GO): Golgi apparatus; endoplasmic reticulum
Molecular function (GO): protein-cysteine S-palmitoyltransferase activity
Source: RefSeq, a predicted model, not a curated record